AUGAAGAAAUGGAUUGAAACACACAAGACAAAAGGUGCAUCAUCUGAGGCUACUGAGUGGCACCCAGAGGAGAACAAGAAGGCCAGCAUCCUGGAACCAGUUACAUUUGAGGAUGUCACCGUGGUCUUCACGGAGGCAGAAUGGAAGCGACUGAGCUCUGAGCAGAAGAAUCUCUACAAAGACGUGAUACUGGAAAUUUACAGGAUUCUGCUCUCAUUGGAGAAGUCCCACGUGUGUAGUGAGUGUGGUCGAGGUUUUAACCGAAAAUCAAACCUCCUUGUGCAUCAGAGGACACACACCGGGAAGAAGCCACAUGUGUGUGGUGAGUGUGGCCGAAGCUUUGACUGGAAAUUGAACCUCCUCCAGCAUCAGAGGACACACUCAGGGGAGAAGCCCUACGUUUGUAAUCAGUGUGGCCGAGGCUUUACCCGUAAGUCAGGUCUCCUUUACCACCAAGGGACACACUCAGGGGAGAAGCCCUACGUUUGCAAUGAGUGUGGCCGAGCCUUUACCCAGAAGUCACGUCUUAUUGGACACCAGAGGACACACUCAGGUGAGAAGCCAUAUGUUUGUGCUGAAUGUGGCCGAGCCUUUUCCCAUAAAUCAGUCCUCCUUCAGCACCAGAGCACGCAUUCAAGGGAGUGUUUGUAUGUUUGCAAUAAGUGUGGCCGAGGCUUUAAUUGGAAGUCUGGAUUCCUUAACCACCGGAGGACACACUCAGGGGAGAAGCCACAUAUUUGCAAGGAGUGUGGGCAAGGCUUUGACCAGAUAUGGAACCUCCUCGAGCACCAGAAGACACACUCGGGAGAGAAGCCCUAUGUUUGCAGUGAAUGUGACCGAGGCUUUACCCAGAAGUCCAGUCUCCUUAUGCACCAGAAGACACACUCAGAGAAGCAAUAUGUUUGCAGUGAGUGUGGCCGAACCUUUACCCAGAAGUCAUAUCUCCGUAAGCACUACAGGACACACUCAGGUGAGAAGCCCUUUGUCUGUAGUGAGUGUGGCCGAGCAUUUACUGAGAGGUCAGGCCUCCGUAAGCACCAGAGGACACAUACUGGGGAGAAACCACAUGUGUGUAAAGAGUGUGGACGAGGCUUCAGCUGCAAGUCAACUCUCAUCACACACCAGUGGACACACUCAGGUGAGAAGCCAUACGUUUGCAGUGAGUGUGGCCGGGGAUUUACCAAGAAAUCAGUCCUCCUUCAGCACCAGAGCACACACUCUGGGGAGAAGUUAUAUGUUUGCAACAAGUGUGGCCGAAGCUUUCAUUGGAAGUCAGGUUUUCUUUACCACCAGAGGACACAUUCAGGGCAGAAGCUCUCUUUGUAG
This is a messenger RNA of Chrysochloris asiatica (Cape golden mole), 1326 nucleotides long. RefSeq names its product histone-lysine N-methyltransferase PRDM9-like. The transcript has 5 exons. Bases 1 to 1326 code for a protein of 441 amino acids. Lineage: Eukaryota; Metazoa; Chordata; Mammalia; Afrosoricida; Chrysochloridae. Gene Ontology annotation, biological process: negative regulation of transcription by RNA polymerase II; regulation of cytokine production; regulation of immune system process. The record is from RefSeq and is a predicted model, not a curated record.